AUGCAAGAAUUGACAAAUUCACCAGAUUGUCAUUUAUGUUUAGCUAAUUAUAAUUUAUCUUCAUUAAAUAAUCAAAAAUGUUCAUUUAUAUCACCACAUCAUGCUACAAUCUUCUAUGAUGAUUGGACACAACAUUAUGAAUUAAUUAAUUAUAGUGAAUAUGGUACAUGUGUAGAUGGUAUUAUAUAUGGGAAUGAUAUAGAUAGAAAAUUAAUUUAUAUUCCAGAAGAUUUAUCACAUAUGACAUCUAUAUGUGAUUGUACAAGUUUACAUUUUACUCAAAAUGAUAAAACAGAUUCAUUCAAUUUAAUCACUGGUUGGGAAGGGUUUUCUAUUUUAAGACAUGGCUCAAUUAUACAAUUUGGUUGUUAUAAAUUCAUUUUUAGUUUAGUCAAUCAUUCUUUACCUUCCUAUCCAUCAUCAUCAUCAACUUCAUCAUCAUCCUCAACUUCAACAUGGAUGACAAUGAAUAAUAGUUCAACACAAUCUCCUCAUGAAUCACCAAUAUUACUUACAGAUUCUUUAUCAGUAGUAACAAAGGUUUUUUAA
Schistosoma margrebowiei is the source of this 549-nucleotide messenger RNA. The record is from the annotation of a GenBank genome assembly. Lineage: Eukaryota; Metazoa; Platyhelminthes; Trematoda; Strigeidida; Schistosomatidae.